This is a messenger RNA of Linum tenue, 1610 nucleotides long. Lineage: Eukaryota; Viridiplantae; Streptophyta; Magnoliopsida; Malpighiales; Linaceae. The record is from the annotation of a GenBank genome assembly.
AUGGGAGAUUGGGACUGGCCGAAGCUUCAAGUUCUCUUUCAGCCUGACAUUUUGGCUUUGAUUGCAGGAACUGAACCUCCCAAAGAGGAUUUAGGGGAGGACAAAUGCAUCUGGGGACUGGAGAGGGAUGGCAGAUUUCGCUUGAAAUCUGCAUACAAGCUGGCAGCUGACCAACUGGAUGCCACAGAAGAUGACCUCUGGAAAAACCUCUGGAAGUGGCCAGGACAUAGUCGAACCAAACAUUUUUUCUGGUUGGUGUUGCAUGACAGGCUGCUUACUAACAAGGAACGGCUGAAGAGGAAGCUCACCACUGAUGGAACAUGCCGCCAUUGCAAGGACGCUGAAGAAACCACAGAACACAUUGUCAGAAGCUGCAGCAAGACGAAGAGCAUUUGGGGGAAGUUCAGAUCCAGAGUCACCUGCAAGGAUGAGACGUUGCCUUUCAAGACUUGGAUGGCACGCAACCUGAACAAUGCUGUUCAUGGCGUUGAGUUCGGAUUAAUUGUGUGGCAUCUCUGGAAACAGAGGAAUGAGGAAUGUUUGGAUGGAAAGAUUUUUGUGAAGAAAUCCCUUGUUUGCAGGAUUGAAGCAUGGUUCAGGAUCUACAUAAUGGCUCAACAAAAUGUGGAGAAGAGCUUUGAUCCACCUGUUGAGAGAAGAGAAGAGCAGAUCGGUUGGAAUCCUCUACCUGAGGGAUGGGUACAAAUCCAGACAGAUGGUUCUGUCCUCUCUCCCUCAGGAAAAGCAGCAGCUGGAGGCCUAAUUCGUGACUGGGAUGUUGUUAUCUCACACGUGUAUAGGGAAGGAAAUAGAGCGGCUGACUAUCUUGCUAGUCUUGGCCAUUGCCUACCUUUUGGAACACAUCAUGUUGAUGUGUGUAGCCCUGAGCUUUGUAGGUGGUUAGAGUUACCAUAUCUGCAGGAGAAGAACCCUAAUAUCAAAUGCUUCCUCAUUGAUGCUCCCGGUUUUGGCUUGUUCAAUAAGGUAACUAGUGGGGUAAUGCACACCAAAGAGGAAGCUGAAGGCAAAAGGCUGAAGAACCCAUUUGACACCAUAACCGAAGGGAUAGAUAGGGAUCAAUAGAUUGACGCAGAACUUUUCUGAUGGCUGAACUUGAUGGUGCAUUUCGAUUUUCGAGGCAGUGACGAGGAAGCUGUCGAAAUGUCAAGGUUUCUUCUGAAGAACGACGGUCUAUUAGUUGGGAGCUCGUCAGCCAUGAACUGUGUUGGUGCUGUUAAAGUGGCUCAGUCGCUUGACCCUGGUCACACCAUUGUAACCUUUCUUUGUGACAUUGGGAUGAGACAUUUUGAGUAAAUUCUGCAAUGAUCAGUAUCUAUCCGAGCAUGGUUUGAUACCAACUGCAGCUGGCUUAGAGUAAUAGAGUUCUUGGGAAUCAGCUGAGCUUUUCGCAGAGGCUGGAAGCUUGAAAGCUUGGUCUAAUGUUCUUAGUCAUUAACUUAUUGAGACGGUGCAGGCAGCAGGAUUCAUUUGGAUAUGUAAUGACAGUUGUGUGAGCUUGACACUGCCACUCUAUUGGAGGGUGAUUGCUUGCUGAUGAUGGAAUUAUUUGAAAGUAAUUCAAGCUGUUUCCAUGGUAAUGAAUGGAAUGU